Molecule: messenger RNA, 1318 nt
Organism: Nicotiana tabacum (common tobacco)
Lineage: Eukaryota; Viridiplantae; Streptophyta; Magnoliopsida; Solanales; Solanaceae
Source: RefSeq, a predicted model, not a curated record
ACACUUUUUUCAUUCUUUCAACUCACACAUUUUCUUUAUUACAUUCUUUGUAACUUCUCCUCCUUCCUCUUUUUCUGCAACUAAUUAAUUAACAUGAAUGACAACACUACCUUGUGUUAUUUCCAUCCCAAAGAAGUGGUUAUAGGAGUAUGUGCUUUGUGCUUAAAUGAAAGGCUUCUAGUCUUGGCUUCUAAGCAAGAAAAGAAGAUUAAAACAUCAAAGACCAGAGAUCAAAACUACUACAGUUUCUUGAGUGCAGAAAAGAAGAACAAUGACCAUGAUCGUCAAUCAAGAAUUCAUUAUCUGCCAAAGAUGUUUGCUUUGAGCUCUCUUCUCAGUCGCCUUGACAUUAGACAUGCCCGCAAAGUCGAAGAGAUUAUUCAUGAUGAUGCUUCUUCCACUUGCAGCUAUGAAGACUCUUUUAUAUCAAUAAAGUUUGAAAAUAAUGGAGUUGCCUCAUGGGAGAAGGGAGGAGCUGGCACAGUACCAAAGGUGUCACUUAAGCAAUGUGACAAUAUGUCUAAUUGGAGCAGAAGCUCAAGCAAGGAGGGCAGAGGAGGAGCAGUAAUAGGGCAUGCAAAGCCACGUAUGCAGCUUAGGUGGCGGAAGCGGAUUGGACACAUUUUCCAGCUCAUCAGAUUGAAGAGAUCAUCCACCACCAAAUUAGAAGGAGUGAAGGUGAGACAUGGAUGGAUAAGAACUCUGACAAAGAGAAAGACCAAAGAAUGAUUCAUAAUUCAUAAGGUGGUGGCAAAAAUUAAACCAAAGGGGCUUGUCCUUAAAAAAAGGUAAAGAAAAAAAGCUACAUUUUUUUUUUCCAUUUACAAGGUGUGAAUGAAUGGAAAAUAACUUUUGUGAAGAUUGGCUUAGCAUUAUCAUACCAUAAAAAUUAUUUUUUUAGGCUUUCCCUUUUUACUUGUUUGGCAUGUAUCCUAAAAUAAUGAGUGACAACCCCAUGUUAUAGCCACUUCUUGAAUUGUCUACAAAAAAGGGAUCCUCAAAACAAUUCUCUCCUAGCGUAUAGCUCUUGCCAACCCAUGUUAUUGGCCCUUUUUUAAAAGUGAAAAUGGCAAAAAGUCCAAUCUAAAUGCUUCACAAAAGGAAGAAAGAGGGAACAAGGGCCAUACCUCUUAUGCUACUAAGUAACUUGUCCUCUAGUUGUCUUGGUCAGAGCCAUCUUCUCUCUUGCUUCCCUUCACUACAAUAUACUCUGAAUUGUAAUAAUUGACAUGAGCUUUUGCUUUUUUACUUGACAAGACAAUUCUUGGAAACUUUAUGUAAAUUUUUGCUUGGAACAAUGACAUGCUAUUAAGCUAUA